Messenger RNA from Bombina bombina (fire-bellied toad), 5804 nucleotides. RefSeq names its product phospholipid scramblase 1. Gene Ontology annotation, cellular component: plasma membrane. The record is from RefSeq and is a predicted model, not a curated record. Lineage: Eukaryota; Metazoa; Chordata; Amphibia; Anura; Bombinatoridae. Gene Ontology annotation, molecular function: phospholipid scramblase activity. The transcript is spliced from 8 exons. Gene Ontology annotation, biological process: plasma membrane phospholipid scrambling. The coding region runs from base 130 to 1059 and encodes 309 amino acids.
AAAAAAAUAGCCUGAGAAAGAGAGAACGAGAAAGAGCAGCAAAGUGAGAAGCUGCCAGAGGGGGAGGGUGCCGGUAAUCCCCCAUUAGCUGCACUCGGGGGGGUAACAAGGAAAACUGAUGUGUGAGGAAUGGACAAAUUGAAUAUGGCGUCUCCAGGUUAUCCUUCUCCUGCUGCUGGUUACCAAAGCCCACCAUACCCUUCUCCUCCUUAUCCCGGUCCCUCUGCACCACCCGCUCCACCUGCACCCUCCCCUGGAUUCCAUGAUUACCCAGGACCUGGCUGCAGCAUCCCUCCGCAGCACCUCCGUCACCCCUCAUUACAUCCCCAACCUGACCCUCCCCCUGGAGGAGCACCUUACCUACCAGUAAGCACUGGGAACACCCCCAGUGCACUGGAAUAUCUUAGCCAGUUAGAUCAAAUUUUAAUUCAUCAGAAAACAGAACUACUGGAAGCUGUCACAGGUUUUGAGACAUGCAAUCAGUAUGAGUUGCGGAACAUUAUGGGCCAGAGGAUUUUUACUGUGCAAGAGAGAAGUUCUGUCUGUGCACGCUGCUGCUGCGGUUCCCUCCGCCCCCUCACACUCCAAGUCUGCGACUACUCUGGACGAGAGGUCAUCCAUUUUACUCGCCCACUGAAAUGCAGCAGCUGCUGUUUCCCUUGCUGUCUACAGGAGAUGGAGGUUCAAAGCCCUCCUGGGCACACUGUGGGAUACGUAUCGCAGACCUGGCACCCAUUUGUCCCCAAAUACUCUCUCCUUACCGAAACACGGGAGCCUGUGCUAAAAGUGAUCGGACCAUGUUUUAUGUCAAAUUGCUGCGGAGAUGUUAACUUUCAGAUCAAGCCUCUGGAUGAGUCCCGUAGUGUGGGUCGAAUCAGUAAGCAGUGGAGUGGAUUACCCAAGGAAAUUUUCACUGAUGCUGAUAACUUUGGGAUCCAAUAUCCUAAAGACCUGGAUGCAAAAAUGAAAGCAGUGUUACUGGGCGCUUGUUUUUUAUUGGACUAUGUCUUUUUUGAGAGAUCAAGAGGUAAAACGGAACGCCAUACAGUGAUCAGCUAACGGCUGCAAGUUCUUCAGCUACAUGCGCAAAUAUGGAAGGAAAAGUGGAGCCAACGUUAGCUAGAUAUACUGUGCAUCAUAAGGCCGUCACAGAUUUCUGUUCUAUAUAGCAAAUGUACUAAAGCAUGAGAUAUCAUCUGUUAUUACUUAAUACGCUCCAGGAUAGACUGAGAGGAAGAUAUCCUUGAAGUGUCUUAAAGGGACAUUAAAUUCAAAUUUUAAUUCCUCAAAAAAGGUUUAAAUUUGUAUAUGCACUUUUCUUAUUUAUAUUGCCUGCUUUUAAUGUAAUUUAAAUUUUUUUAAAAUUGUAGGUUGUGGAAGCUGGAGUGCAUUUAGUGGAAUUCAGAACUGUAACCCACCUACAUGCUGCGCAGUGAUUGCAUGAUUUGUGCAGGAGCUCAUUUUGUAUCUGUAUUUGAUUGGCCAAAGCAGAGGCGAUUAGACAAUCAAUACUCUUUUUAAGGGGCGAACCCCUGGACUGCAAAACACGCAAAUUUUCUUCACAAGUUGACAGUGUUAAAUGGUUUUAAAAUAUUUAUAUUGUAUGCAGAUAUUUGCAAUGUAGUGAAUAACUUCUGAUGCAUAUAUACAAAAAUGACUUUAAUGUCCUUUUUUAAUCUUUGUGUAUCAGCAAACUUGUCUCCCUACAUCUGUGUGAAUGGUUGUUGGUUUUGACAUGGGCUUGGUCUUGAUAACACGGAAUAGAACAAGGGUUGUAACUUUACUGCAUCAAACAGGGACUGUCCUGAAAACUCAGUUUUUCCAAUGACUAGGGAUUAUGGCUGGUGAUAACUUCUGCCCUAUGGAUAAUGUAUGAACAGCUUAAAGGGACACUGAACCCAGAUUUUUUCUUUUGUGAUUCAGAUAGAGCAUGACAUUUUAAGCAACUUUCUAAUUUACUCCUAUUAUCAAAUUUUCUUUAUUUAACAUGCAAGAAUGUAAGUUUAGAUGCCGGCCCAUUUUUGAACAACCUGGGUUGUCCUUGCUGAUUGGUGGAUAAAUUUAUCCACCAAUAAAAAGUGCUGUCCACAGUACUGAACCAAAAAAAAGUUUCGCUGCCUUCUUUUUCAAAUAAAGAUAGCACGAGAACAAAGAAAUUGAUAAUAGGGGUAAAUUAGAAAGUUGCUUAAAAUUGCAUGAUUUAUCUGAAUCACGAAAGAAAAACAUUUGGGUUCAGUGUCCCUUUAAGUCAAUGACCAUGUAUUAUUUCUCUUUACAAAAUUAUGCUUACACUCGUUUAGGCAAUGCCUUGAUGAUGAAUUUAAUCAACAGUCCAGAGCACUGUAGGGAUGACACAAUAUUGUUUACAUCCAGCUUUAUGGUCUGGAGAUGGGAACCAAACAAUGGUCUCAUAAUGCUGUAAUCAUAUUUCUGCUGCUGCCUCCUCUUGUUCACGGUACCCUUUGAGAAUAUUUAUGUGAAAGGUUUACUCUACCUGGUUGUUUGGUCUCAUAGAGCAGUGUUUUUCAACCAGCGUGCCGUGGCACACUAGUGUGCCAUGAGAGAUCCUCAGGUGUGCCAUGGCAGACUGAUAACAGUAUGACAUAUUUUUUAAACUUUGCUUGUUUUUUACUCCCAGUGCAGGGGUAGUUUGUAGGAGGCAUGGCAUAACAGCACAAUACAUACAGUAUGUGUGUGUUUAUGUGUAUAUAUAUAUAUAUGCUGUAUUAGGCUACAAUGUGUGAUUUUUUUAAAAUUUUGGGAUGGUGGUGUGCCACAGGAUUUUUUAAUGUAAAAAAGUGUGCCACGGCAAAAAAAAGGUUAAAAAUCACUGUCAUAGAGCAUAUGUUGCUGCUGCUGGUCCCCCAAUUUUUACAGUGUUGUGCAGUGAUCUGACUAGGCACCAUGCAGAAGGCAACAUGAUUAUGAUAUCCUGACCUUUCCUUAAUUCUUGGACAUUUAGACUUAUAUUUUCAGCAGGGUCUGGGCCUCAUAGGUUUAGAAAGUGGUUCUCUAAUGUCACCCUUUGCUCAAGAGCAUAAGGGCUAACUGGAUUCUUUCUUUAGCGCAUUUCUCCUGCAGUUAUAUUGAGUAGUUGUAAAUUAUUUCAUACUUGAUUUGCACACCAAAUUUCAAUCAGAGAGAAGCAGUCUCCUUCAUUUCCUCAUAUGCAACAUAGACGAAUGAAGUAUUUACCUUCUGGAAAGUUUUCCACAUAUUUAGGAGGAAUUGGCAAAGUAAUCAUGAGCAGCGUCUGACUUGUUGGUAGACAUCACUUUCUUGCAUUAUUGAUUAAUAGUCUUUUUAUAUUGAGGGAAAUUUUGAAGGCUUAUGAGAAUAAGUAUGAGGAAUGCAUUUCAUAGGGCUGAUUGCAUAAGGGAUUUAACCUACUGGCUCUCUAGGUAUCAUAGUGACGGCUGAUAGCUUUAAUUCAAUCAUGAUUUCAAUAAUAAUAUACAUUUUGAACCUAGAAGGUCUUCUGCUUGUGGUAGGUAAGUUGUAACUUGGCCAUUUCUAAUGGUGUUCAAAGUUACCCUGAUGUCCCAGACACUGUAAACCUUCUAUUAAUCCAUAAUUCCUGAUGAUGGGAUUGGCAAGUUUGAAUUUGUUAGGUGUACGUUGAAGGUGGCAUUGCAUUGGAUUUCCUUAUUCAGAAGGUGUGGUGUCAUAGGGGAUCUUCUAAAAAAAAAGUCUAAUGUGGAUGCCUUGUUUUGGUUGACUUUGUAAAGGAGGACACAACCUUAACUGUUGUGUCCUUUACAAAGUCAACCAAAACAAGGCAUCCACAUUAGACUUUCUUUUUUAGUCUUUAGUCUCAUUAGGUUGUGUAGACCAGAUGGGUCAUGCAGACAAAUGAUUGGUUAUUGUGAAUUAUCUGGUAAAAGUGUUCAAAGUUGCAUACAACCUUCCAUGUUUGGCUAGCCCUGGGUAGGUGAACUUUUUUUCUAUAAAAAUAUCACCAAUUGUCUCAAAUAUCCAUCUUACCUUUUUAUAAAAUUUUAAAGGGGCAUUAAAGAAACUUUGAACUUGCUUGUUCUUUUAAAUCUUUAAUAUAUAUCAACAAUCAAAACACAAUUGCUGAUAUAUAGCAUAAAGUCAUGGGAUUUUUUAUUUAUUUAUAAAGCACUAUAAUUUCAGCCUAGAGGAAGUCCAGUGUGUCAGCUAAUUUGUUAUGAGUGCCACCUUGGUCACUAGUGUCAUAUGUUUUCCACCACUCUAUUCCAAAUAUGUUUUUCUGGGUGCCUUUAUCGCCUUCCUGUGUAAUAGAAUACAAGGCUAUGAGUACUUGUUUUAGUGCCUUAAAGUCUGUUUCAAUAUUUUUACUGUAUAGACACAGCCCAUAAGCAUAAGUCACUGCCAUUUAUUUGGCUGCCAAGAUAAAAUUCUCUUUGGAGGUCAGAAUGUUGAUGUUGUACAAAAAAUCCAUCUAAUAUCUAGGUAACAUUGUUAAAGUAUAAUUGAUGGGGGAAUUUCUACUAAUUGGAUCAAAACUUAGCUGGGCUGUGAUCAAUCACCCAAAGAGAGUCCCUACCCUUCAGAGGUGGGUAUUCUCUGUCUGAAUGUACGUAUUGAGAUUUUCUAUCAGUUGAUUGGUUACAUCGGCUUAUUCCUGUUCUGCUAACAGACAAAGGUUGCAGUAUUUAGCAGAUGCAAUUGUCAGUACACAUGGAAUUGUCAGCAACUAGGAUGAAGACCUGCUGGUUCCGGUACCACAGAUUAUGGACAGAAGCCAUAAUGUUAAUCUCACCUACUUAAUAAAGAGACUUGCAUCUUGGGGAAAAGCAGUUCUAUGAUUAGUGUCUCGCUAUACAGAUGGGGAAUGCAUUUAUAUUGUAUACAGUGGCAUAACCAGUAAGCAAAUACAAACACUUGUUUGGGUUAGUUUCAGCCAUGCAGUACAGUAGCCAAUCAGAUGCAACAGUCUCUCUCAUAUAGGCAUGUUUAGGUACCACAAAUAGAAGGAGCAUCUACUUGAUAUGAUAUGCUGAUUACCAAAAACCUUUUGUGGAAUAUGUGCAUGGUUCUAUCUAUUUUAAAUGUUAUUGGGUUAUAAGCCUGUGGUGAGGCCUCUGGUUUUCAAUUUCUUUGACCCUUUAGCACUUUAAAACUUCAGGCCCACUUUUUGCAGAUACCAGACAGGAUACAGAUGCACAUUGUUUUUGUAGUGCAACCCCUGUAGAGAGUAACAAUGGGUGCGUUUCUUUUGCGUUAGUAGAUUUGUUACAUUAUUUAGGUAAGCAGUGUUCCACCGGCUUGUUAUUCAUUGUGUAUCAUUUUACUAGUCUCAUUCUCUUCUUGCUAGACAACAUAAUGGAGCACAGUAAAGGAUAGUGGUCGUCACUUUUAGUGGGAUGGUCCACCUUACUGCUCAGGCUUUUUUUUUUUUUGGAUUCUCAAUUAAAAUUGGAGAUAUUUAUUCCGCAGGGUGGUCAUCUCAAUUCUUUUUUUGUGAAUCUAAGCUCUGGGCCUGAUGUAGAGAUGCCUGGUCCUGUCCCUUGUAAACCUAGAUUAGUCAGUGUGUGUAAGGUGUCAAUAUUAGUUUAUAUGCUUUUCAGGACAACGACUAGAUUGUGCCUUAAACCUAUUUCUACAGGGCUGCUUAUAUUGACAGCAACUAUGUAAUUAUUAUAUUGCAACCCAAUGCUCCCAUAUUUACCCUUUUUAAAUAUCUUAAGAUAUAACCUCUUUCUCCACAUACCCCUGUGGGGUAGGAUUAUUUUAAAUGGUUUACAAAUCUCUCUGUAUUGUACAUAUCUAUAUAUCUACAUAACUAUGUAUUCGAUAAUAAAUAUGCUUGAAGCAAA